ACGGUUGGGUAUUUUCUCUGGUGACUAGCUCGCAUCAAUAGAUCUUCUAAUGUACACCCAGUCAGCCAGCAGCUUCAUGACUGAUGGGACUUUACCUUGCUAAUUUAUUUCAUUAUCGUUACCCGGGCAUGAGGAGAAUGGAGAAAAGGACUAUGCAGUAUGAGGAAUGUCACAUGUGACUGUCGAUAUGGGACAAGGGACUAUUCAAAUGUCAGAUGACCCUACCCGGCAAUCAAUUCACACGUAUGUUAAUAUCACUACAGUUACAUAACAGAUAGUGUCCUUGAAAAUUGAUCCUAAAGAAAGUGACAUUGGAUUCAUGGAGUCACUUGAAACUACUGCAGGGGUGAAAAGCUCCGCUGAGGGUCAGGACAGAAAUGUUGCACAGAAAAAAAGCACCUCAGAGGCAGCACAGACAAAAAGGAGUCCAUCAAUUGAAUCAGAAGGCAAGGGGUGGCACCAACAACUGCAGGACACGUGUGGUUUCAAAGAAAUGUCUGACUCAGGGAAAUCACUGCAAUUAGAAGAUCAGCACUCCCAAAUCCAGUCCACAGCCCACCAAGACUUUGAGGCGUCUUCAUGUCCGGCACAGUCCACAAAGCAGUUUCCCAGCGGCAAACAGAAAGCUGUAUGUCACUUGGGUUCAGCACAGCCCCCAGGACCCGCAUCUCACAGGAAGUCCACCAGUUCACCUGAAGUCCAGCAACAGUGCUCCCAUUCAGUGAUGGAUCAGCUGUCAGAGACUGCAAGCAAGGUGGAACAGAAACCGCAAAAGCCCGGGAAGUAUGUUUGUGAUUACUGCGGAAGGGCAUGUGCCAAACCCAGUGUGCUUAAGAAACACAUUCGCUCGCACACAGGAGAACGGCCCUAUCCAUGUGUUCCCUGUGGGUUCUCCUUCAAAACCAAGAGUAAUUUAUACAAACACAGAAAGUCCCACGCUCACUCGGUCAAAGCUGGAUCAGUGCCACUCUCAGAUCUUGGUUCUUACAAUGCCAACACAGACCAGGGGUCUUUUGAAGGGGAAGGAGAGUUAUUCUCUGAUGCUGAGCAAAGCACGGACACGGACGAGGACACUCUUAAUGACCCGCUGCUGCUGCUGGACUCUCCAGUGGAGGGAUCAGAUAACACUGCUGUAAAAGUACUAAAUCUCAUUGCUCAGAAAAAGGGAGCCACGUCGAUGUCAGCUCAGGAUGGUUCAUCCCAGCCCCAAGAAAUCAAUGCACCUCCUGCCGCUGCCGAGGCUAGCCGUGCAAUUCAAUCUUGCACGAUCAAACAGCGGCUUGCACUUCGGCUGUCUGAAAAAAGAAGCAGUGACUCGGAGCACAAUCUGUCCCUACCGAGUCAGUCCAGCAAGGGCAGCACGGACUCUGGAUACUUCUCGCGGUCAGAGAGUACAGAGCACCAAACAGGGCCGCCGAACACAAAUGCAAAGUCCUAUCAAGAAAUUAUGUUUGGGAAGUGUUACAGACCAAGCCCUAAGCAGACAGCAGCUUUUAUGGCUUGCACAGACUCAAUUGAGUACACAGAAAAGCGUGCGGAGAAAGGCGUUUCUCGUGUUUUCACCCAGGAAAAAGACACUGUCGAGUCAAUCAAAAUAAACACCAAGUCAUUCACAAGGGAAGAGCUGAAAGAGCCCCAGUUAGACGCUGGCUCUGAUGUAGGGUUUCUGAUCAGAAGCAACUCAAUGCCAACAGCCUCGGCAGUGUGUCUGACCAUGCCUCAAGCCCUCAGAGGCAGCCACUCGUUUGAUGAGAGAACAAGCACCGGGGGCAACAGAAGACUCAGGCGGCAAGCUGCUUUCGAGCUCUCUGCACAUGAAGGCCACGCAGACACUGACAGCCAUGGAAAGAUGAGUGAGAGUGGCAUUGCACCCUCAGGAUUGGAAAUGGAAAAUUACCCCUCGUUGGCAUCUAAUAUGAGCCAUCAGAGACAUGCAAUGGAGCUGGCAACAAGGAAGCGUCGUAAAGAGAAGAGGGAAGAGGAAGACUUGCCAGGUCAAUAUGAAGUCCAUCAUGAGCAGUGUGAGGAAAUGUUUGAUUCAAGCAAAGACUAUGAUGCAAAACAAGCAGCAGCAGGGAUAAUGGCAUUGGGAAAAGGGCGGCCUUCAAGUAUGCUAACACAGGUGGACAGGUGUGACAUGGACAUAUCAUUUAGCCUUGAAAUGUCAGGCCGAAAAACCUUAGGGAAUGUAAUUUCUGUUAUCCAGCACACAAACUCAUUAAACAGGCCUCAAUCUGAGCAGUUAGAUUCUUAUAAAUAUCAUGGACAGAGGCAGGAAAGUCUCUCUUCUUUCCAAGCUAUGGAGGCAACUGAAUCAUAUGAGAUGGAAAGGAGUGAUAGCACGCUAAGGCAAUCAUUUCAAAUGGCCCCCAAACUUGUGCGCCAGCCCAACAUUCAAGUCCCAGAAAUUAGGGUCACGGUAGAGCCUGACAGUCCCGAAAAAGCUCCAGAGGUGCAGGUGAAGGAGCCAGAGAAGCACGUGGAGGAGUUUCAGUGGCCUCAAAGGAGUGAAACUUUAGCACAAUUCCCUCCAGAAAAGCUCCCUCCAAAGAAAAAAAGGCUGCGCUUAGCUGAUAUUGAGCACUCCUCUGGUGAGUCUAGUUUUGAGUCUGCUUGCACCAGCCUCUCUCGCAGCCCAAGCCAGGACAGCAACUUAUCUUACAGCUCCACCUUCUCCUUUGACAGAGAGGAGAGCUUGAAGUCAGUCUCUCCAGCUAGGCAGGAUGAAUUUGGCAAACCUCUGGAGCUCUUAGCUGUGCCAGGGAGCGGGCACUCCCUCUCUGUGCUUAACCAGCGUCAACAACAUGAAAUGAGACGCUCCUCCUCAGAGCAGGCGCCGUGUAACUUGCGCAAGGAGUUCCCAGAGGUACGCAGCAUAUCAUUUGACUAUGGCAGUCUUUCUCCAACGUCCAAAGUUAGACACGUGGACAUUAGCGCUGGCCAGUCGGCUAUGAGGGAGAGAAGGAGGGGAAACUUAGUGAGACAGGAGUCAUUGAAUAUGGACACUGAGGUAUCACAAGUCCCGUCACAAGUGUUUCCACAGUACUUCAGCAGCACGUCCCCUCCAUUCACAGCAGUUGCCGUUCUCCCGCAGACUUUGCCAAUAUUCUCCACUGGGAACACAUUUCCCCAGCUGUCACAUCCAAGCCUGUUAGUUCCUGUACGGAUACAGACUCAUGUGCCAUCAUUUGGCAGUAUUACAUACACUUCAGUAUCACAGAUAAUCGACAAUCAGUACGACAGUGUUAGCUCCAUUACAUCCCCUCCUCAGAAUCAGUCCUCUCGGCUGGAUUCUCAUAAUUCCUCAGCUCAAACAAGACCAUCUUCUGCACAAAACCUCAACGUUGAAGCCCUUGAUUUAUCAUCAGCUAAACUCAAGACAGGCUUCCCCCUCUCUCUCACCUCAAGAACCAUCUCAACCACUAACGCCUCCAGCGGUGGCACAAACAAACGGAUGCUGUCCCCUGCUAGCAGCCUGGACCUUUUCAUGGAGGUCAAGCAGCAAAAACGUGUGAAAGAGGAAAGAAUGUUUGGCCAGAUAGUAGAGGAGCUAAGUGCUGUGGAGUUGGGGAAAUGUAAUUUGAGCGAAGAGAAGGGGCAAAGGUCAGAGAUGCAGGGUGCAUCAACACCUCAUGCUCAGGAUGACUCACAUAGGAGUAAAUUUAUCACACUUCAGCAAAAAGUGACAGAGCCAACUGACCACGGGCUUGAGUCAGCUAUGGAAAGCAGCUCUCUGGAAACCGGCUCACCAUCCUACUCCAUGAUAUCAGUCAGCGAAGUGAAAGAAGUUGGCAUGGACAAAAGAGUGCAGAUGGAUACGGCUGCACAGCUGGUUACUAGUCAAGAUAUCCUGAUCUCAGACGCUGAGCAUUCAAGACUGUUAUCUCAGUUUCCAAGUCUUCGCACGACGACAGGUGUGAGCUGGUGUUAUCUCAACUACACCAAGCCGAACUGCUCUCACACCAACGCUCCGUUCUCCUCCGUCUAUGCCACCUGGUGUGUGAGUUCCCACAACCCCAACCCUCUGGAGCUGACAACCAGUGCCGCUUUGGCUCUGCUGCGGUCCAAGCAGAGAGGGGAAAAGGUUAUAUACACCGUGGCUGCCAUGUCUCAGACUGGGACCGGGAAGCUGGUUUCAUCCCUCAUCCUGUGGAGGCAGACCAUGGAACAGCUGCAGAGGAAACCCGAGCCCAAAGAGGUGGACAUCACCUACGGGAAGAAGGUUAAAGACGUCAGCUGCAGAGUGAAAACUACCAAGGAGGAGUGGAAAGAGCGGGAGGCGUCCACAACCCAAACAGUGCCAACACGCAUUAAGAUCUUCGAGGGAGGGUUCAAGUCCAAUGAAGACUAUGUGUACGUCAGAGGUCGAGGAAGGGGCAAAUACAUUUGUGAGGAGUGCGGCAUUCGCUGUAAGAAGCCAAGUAUGCUGAAGAAACACAUCAGAACUCAUACAGACGUGAGACCAUACAUCUGCAGGGUGUGCAACUUUGCUUUUAAAACUAAAGGAAACCUGACUAAACAUAUGAAGUCAAAGGCACACAUGAAGAAAUGUCUUGAACUGGGAGUGUCAGUGACAAUGGAUGAGACAGAGAUACAGGAACAUGUUGAUGAGAACCAACAGGAGUCCAAGACAGAGGUGGUUGUCACAGCCAAACACCAGUUCUCUGAUGCUGAAGACUCAGACGGCAUGGACGAAGAGGCUGAUGAGAUCGAUGAUGAUGAUGAUGAGGAUGAUGAAUACGAGGGUGACUCUACUCCAAAGCUGUGCUCCAGAAGCACGAGUCCUCAGCCAUGUGGAGUUACUUCUCUAUCAGUCACAGCCACCACCGCUAUCCACGGCUGCUCCCUCACCUCUCUGCCUGACCCAGAUGUCCGCCAGCAGCCUUCUAGCAUGCGGACUGGCAUGGAUCACAGAUCCGUCCCAGCAGACCAGAGAGAGAAGUCCAUGGAUGAGGACUCUCUGGCUGUGCUUUCUCCAGAACACGCCAGCUUCUUAUUUGACCCUUACUCGUCUUGUCUGCUCUCUCCUGGCUGGGAGUCCCCCAUCAGGGAGCCCUCCCCGUCACGCCUUCGUUACCCGUCCCCCAGGCGAGAAAUCUCCCCACGUGGUCGCUCCUCUCCUCGAUGGGAUACCUCACCACUAAGGCCAGGUUCGCCCAGCUUGACACCCAUUCAGCACCUCUCCCCAGCCUCAAUUGAGCGCUCCAUGUCUCCUGGAGCAGAGCUGGCUGGAAAGUCAUCAGUCAGAGGCCGGCAAAGAGUUGUUCUGAGGGCCGUUUCACCCCGCAGAGGCUCGCACCAACACAGAGGCAGCGGGGACAAAACCAGACACCAGGCAAAGAUGGAGAUGGCUCACCAACAAGCAGCCCUCGAAAUGGAAAUGGAUCAAAGGAGCAGCUUGGCUCCCAGUCUGCCCGGUGCUGCCAGUUCUCAUCACCAGAACAUCCUCAGCCACCUCCCACUUCACUCCCAGGAGCAGGCCCACAGUUUGCUCCCCGUCGUCCCUGUUGGAGGGCUCCAGAUGUUACACUCCCCGCCUUCUUCCAGCAAUGAUGUCACCCCUUCCUCGGCGCCAAGCCCCCAGAGCAGCGAGGGCCAGCGUUGCAGCAGCAGGGAGGGAUCUGUCCAUGGUUUCGAGACGGGCGGAGAGGACAUCAGAGGCCAGAUCCAGCUGUCCUCCCAACAGGAGAAAGGCCUAAACAGGGACAGUGGACAGGAGGAGAAUGUCCAGACCUGCUUGAAAGCCAUCGCUUCGUUAAAGAUCACCACAGAGGACCCUCAUUGAAGCGGUUAUUUUGUGUCUACUUGAUUUAAUGAAGGAUCAGACGCCCCUCUGCCACAUCUGCAACGUCGCUGUCCUUUGCCCUUUAGGCGUAUAACCCCAUCUUUAUCCCAUUAGAGGCAAUAUAACAACACUUCCUCUGGUUUGAACACUCCAGACAGCUCCUUUUAAAAUCAAACCUUCACAGCGGAGAAGAAAUCUUGCCUAUCUGAUGACUCAGACUUUUUGAAAUGAUUGGAUGAGCGGCAGGAUGUCUUGCGAGGCGGAGAAUCAUUAUUGGGUGCAGGUGCAAUAUGGAAAGAUAUUAUGCUAAUAUGCCUUUGUUUGACAUAGUAGUUUGCGUACAAUUGCACAUAAAUUAUAUUUAUGGAUUCUGUACAGAUGUCCUUAACAUAUACUCCUUCUUAGAUGCAUACAAACAGUGUAUUUUACUGUACGUGUACUUUGAAAAUAGACUGUUGUUUAAUGUAAUCAUAUCAAGAUGUGAUGCAGUAGUGCAGUAAAUAAAGACUAUUUAUAAAGGGAAAGUAUGUGUACUAUGAAACAGUCUGACCAAAUUUUAAGUAGACGCUUCUUGUGCAGUUUGGUGCUUCUAAUCAAGCGGCAAGGGUUUGUGCCUUUAUUUUGCUUUUCAUCAUCUGUUAUCUGAAGGUUGUUGGAAAAAAAAAAAAAGCCGAGGUUCUCUUUAUACAGAAGUGUCUGCGCCGUCAGCGUUCUCUCAAAGGAAAGCUUUUUCUUUUUUCUGUCAGUUCCUCUGACAGACGGUUGCAGCUUGAUUUAUGUGACACAAUCUUAAAUAAUGUUUCUUAUGUUGCAUUUCUCUUAAUGUUGUGGUUUUUAAUGCAUGGGAUUUGCUAUUGCACAAAAAUAGAGGAAGUUAAUAUGUAAUUAUGAAUACUGUAAGAUGUAUUUAUAUAUUAGAACGUGAGCACUUAUUGAUACUGGUAAAUAUUUGACUACUAUUUAUAUGGUAUAUCUGUACUUAUGCAGCAGUGAUGCAGUUAUGCAGUGAGCCACGCCGGCAUUGCUUUUGAUCUCAUGUAUUUAUGCUUUUAUUAAACAGCUUUUUAUUUCUUGUAUACAGAUGACCAUUUUAUGAGUUUUAAAGAUGCACUUUCAUCCUUUCAUGAUUGGUGUUUAACCGACUCGGUCGGUGAAACUGCCAAGUCAAACACGUUCUUGUGGUUUUAAACAUUCCAGUCGUUCUCUCAUUUUGUGAAACAUGUUGCACACUAUUCAAGGGGCUAUGAUGAUGAGUCAGUGUGUUUUUCUUGCAUUUGGAGUGUAACUGGAUAAAUCAUUAUCACUUAUUGUUAGUAAUACUAAAGUAAUGAUGUUAUCAGCGUGAGUUGGUUGACUUUAACUGUGGCUCAACUCAAAAUGUAAGUAAUCAUUCACCAAAUGCAUUACUUCUUCUUUGUAAAUAUACGUGUAUUUUUAUUAUUUAAACUAUUUUUGCAGUGUUGAAUUCUGAAUACUUUUUAAUGCAGAUUGUUUAUAUCUCUUUAAGAGGUAAAAUGUCUGCGCUUGGAGGUGUAAUGAGGGUGAAAAUAGCACAGUGUUGAUCCCUAACACCGUGUUUCAUCUUCUGAAAAAAAAAAAAAAAAAGUGUAUUCACAUCAAGUGGUUAUAUUACCAGUUUGAGAAAGGAUUUCAAAAUCAGAAAACACUUUGUUCACUCAUGUUUACAUAAAAAUCUCAAAGGUGCACUGCUUUAAUUUGUUCCCUUUCUGAAGGUGUAUGUAGCUUUGAUUUAUGUACUUUUAUUUGUUGUGAUAAAGACGCAGAGUGCUCAUGAAAUGUGAAGGGAAAAGUGAAGCCUUUCUUUUUGCUUUUGCAUACAGUAUGUAUUCAGAUUGUGUUUGUGUUUUGUUUUUAUUGUGUAUUCAUAUUUACUGAACUGCAUUGUGCCUCUCAUGUCUAUGAAAUUCCCUGUAAAACACACAGAGGACGAAUCAUUUUACCUCUCAGCUAAAAUUUCUUUGAGGAAGAAAAACCUCGGUAGCCAAUCCGUUGUUUAGCGAUUUGCAUCAAAACCGGCGAGUCAAGAUGGAGUGCCUCUUUUAUGCUAUGAGGACUUUAUUGUUUGGUGCUCUACUUUUUCAAAUUAAAUUCAAAAUUGUUUUAAAAGAAUAUACUUCUGA
Messenger RNA from Cheilinus undulatus (humphead wrasse), 7926 nucleotides. RefSeq names its product HIVEP zinc finger 2b (gene hivep2b). Gene Ontology annotation, molecular function: RNA polymerase II cis-regulatory region sequence-specific DNA binding; DNA-binding transcription factor activity, RNA polymerase II-specific. Gene Ontology annotation, cellular component: nucleus. The record is from RefSeq and is a predicted model, not a curated record. Gene Ontology annotation, biological process: regulation of transcription by RNA polymerase II. Bases 320 to 5785 code for a protein of 1821 amino acids. The transcript is spliced from 7 exons. NCBI's taxonomy places the organism in Eukaryota, Metazoa, Chordata, Actinopteri, Labriformes, Labridae.